UAGAUUUGUAUUGCAAAUAACUUAUAAACCUCUAAAACACAUUGAUGCUCAAUUUUCUUUUCUUAAAGGUACUCAAUAGGGGUUGGCAACUGUCAAAUUGGCGCUAGCAUAGCUUUCACCGAAACAAUAAUACUUUGUGAAGAAUAAUUGGUAAAAUAUUUAUUUUCAAAAUGCCAAAGAUAUGUGAAGUGCCCCAAUGUAAAGAAAUCGGCGCCCACCAAUUUCCUGCAGGUGUAGAAAUUAGAAAAAAGUGGUUAAAAGCCAUAAGGCGACCUAACUUUAAGCCUGAAAAUAAUUCUAGGUUAUGUAGACUUCACUUCCUAGAAACGGAUUAUCAAAAUAUUAGUAAUUAUACAGGUACUGUACAUCUGCAUCGGUAUUUGAAAAAAACUGCUGUUCCAUCUGUGUUUCCUUGGACAACAAAAAGUCUAUCUGAAGCAGCUAAAUGUCGAGAGGAAAGGUUGUUAGCUCGUAACUCUAGAAAAUCACUUUUUCAACAGACCGAUACUGUUCAACCAUUUAAAUUUGAGGUCUUGAGACACUCUGAAAAUAGUGGUAAUCUUACCCAAGAAUAUGACAUCAGCAUCCCUAAUAUUGCCAAUGAAGUAUACAUAGAGACGGAAGUAACAGAGGAAUCCAUACGUGAAACCCCAAUACAACAGGCAACAGUUGGAGUACAAACAAGUGCAAUCCUUAAAAUAUUUUCUACCGAAUUAUUGUUAACUGAUGAUGAGGCAGUCAUGUUUUAUACUGGCUUAGAAUCAUAUUCUAAAUUUCAACUAGUUCUGAGUACUCUUUUACCAAUGGCGAAUAAUUUGAAUUAUCGUUGGAGCAAAGUUAUAGGGCUUUCAGUGGAGGAACAGUUUUUAAUAUUGUUAAUAAAGCUCAGACGCAAUAAACCUGAUUUUGAGCUUGCUAAAAUGUUUAAUGUAAGCAAAACAGUAGUAUCUAAUAUAAUAGUUACAUGGGUUAAUUUUAUAUAUGAUGUGUGGUCAAUGAUUGAUAUUUGGCCGCAACGUGAUUUAGUGGAUUAUCAUAUGCCUCAGAUUUUUAAAAAUGAAAGUAGCAAAACAAGGGUAAUUAUUGAUGCAACAGAGGUUCCUAUUGCAAAGCCAAGUAAUCCUAUAUCACAGAAAGCCACAUACAGUGCAUAUAAAAACACAAACACUUUGAAAUUUUUAAUUGGAUCAACACCAGGUGGCCUUCUAGUUUAUUGUUCAGAUGGGUAUGGUGGAGCUACUAGUGACAGGCAAAUGAUUGAACGCAGCUCAUUAAUAAAGAUUUGUGAUGAAGGUGACAGUAUUAUGGCUGAUAGAGGAUUUAAUGUACAGGAAUUGUUUGCCUCUAAAAAUAUCACAAUCAACAUACCAACUUUUUUGAAAGGUCGUUCACAGUUGCCUGGUGUUGUUCUAAAGCGGGAUCAGAGACUUGCCAGUCAACGGGUACAUAUUGAAAGGCUAAUUGGUUUGACAAAAACUUAUAAGAUUCUACAAACACCAAUAAUCUCAUUUUAUGUUCCUAUUGCCUCAAAAAUAUUCUUUAUAUGCAUGAUGUUAUGCAAUUUUAGAGAAAAAAUUGUAAAUAAAAACAAAAAAGCAUAGUUACAUGUAUAGUAUCUGUAGUAGGUGUGUUAAAUGCUUUGUUUGUUAAUAAUAAUGAAAGAGUCAUCGCAUAAUAAUUUUAAGAACAAAUUAGGCAGUUGUAAUAUAAAACAAAGUUAAAUUUAACUGUUAUGUAACAAUGUUAUAGAAAUAUGUCAUUCAUAUUUAUCUGAACUUUUAUAGAUAGUAUAAUUGUAUGUCUUAAAGUACCUUAAAUACUAUUAAAAUAAAAGACUUAAACCUUA
Molecule: messenger RNA, 1846 nt
Organism: Bicyclus anynana (squinting bush brown)
Lineage: Eukaryota; Metazoa; Arthropoda; Insecta; Lepidoptera; Nymphalidae
Exons: 2
Coding region: 171-1601 (476 amino acids)
Source: RefSeq, a predicted model, not a curated record